Molecule: messenger RNA, 1306 nt
Organism: Musca vetustissima
Lineage: Eukaryota; Metazoa; Arthropoda; Insecta; Diptera; Muscidae
Product: arrestin domain-containing protein 17-like
Exons: 4
Coding region: 23-1306 (427 amino acids)
Biological process (GO): protein transport
Cellular component (GO): cytoplasm
Source: RefSeq, a predicted model, not a curated record
AUUACUCUGUUACUUGGUCACAAUGGUCGUUCACUGUGACAUCGAAUUCGAUCAGAAUCCAACGGGCACCUAUUACGCCGGUCAGCUGGUUAGCGGUAAAAUUGUUUUGAAAUGCGAUAAAGUUAAGGAAGCUAAAGCCAUUCUCCUAAAAAUAUCCGGCUCGGCUGAAACAUUAUGGAGCGAACGGCAUUUUAGUACAAGACGUAUGUACUAUGGCCGGGAGGAUUAUUUGUCAUCAUCGACCUAUUUAAUGGGUUCCGAACAGAGUAAGACCAUUAUACACAAUUGCCUUGAGGAUGGGUUUUGUUUUAAUAAAAUAUUUCCAGGUCCCAAAGCAUCUAUAGCAGUCGGUGUACACACAUAUACAUUUGCAUGCCAAUUGCCUUACAAUUGCCCAUCCUCAUUUGAGGGUGUGCAUGGCCAUAUACGUUACACCGUCAAAGUGGUUCUUCAGCGACCAUGGAAGUUCGAUAAUGUUUAUAACAGGGCCUUUACUGUACUAAGAGUCACCGAUUUGAAUUUUGAAUCACCACAAAUAAGGAUCCCCUCAACGAGUGAGGCCUACAAAACAUUCUGUUGCGGCCCUUGCACCACUGAACCCUUGAAAAUGGAACUAAAAGUCCCUCAAACGGGCUAUGUACCUGGCCAAAAUAUACCCGUACAGGGUAUUGUAAUAAAUAACACCAACAUGGCUGUUUCGGAGGUGAAAUUUAUGUUGGUCAUGUUGGUACGCUAUACCAGCAACAAGCCACAUCGCAUCAAUGUUCAACGGGUGGCGGUUAGUAAAAUCAAAAGCGAUUCAGUAUUACGUUACUGUACCCGUGCCAUGAAAGAGGAAUUACAUGUACCGGCCACACCACCGACCUGCAUCCAAGGCUCGUCCGUCAUACAGAUCGUCUAUCAAAUUGAAAUGUACUGUAAAAUGAAAAGUUUGAACAAAACGCAAGUGGUAACAAUGCCCGUGAUAAUAGGGAAUGUCCCACUGGCGAAUAACACGCGACGUUUCAAUGUGAUCGAUGAACAACCCACAUCGAGCAGCCGUGAUAUAAGAGAAGUGCCAUCGGAUGCGGACGAAUCCAAAGAAGUUGGUUCGCCACCAACAUUAGAUUUAAGUACACCAAAUAUGCCACCCCCUUCGUAUGAAGAAUCGGUUCACACGCAACGCAGCAACAUCAAUGAGGGAGAGGAACACACAUUUGGUCCCAGUGAAUUUGCACCUUUGUAUCCAGUUUUUAAUAUAUCAACGCCAAGUUUAGAUCAAACUCCUCUGCCCAUGGGUAUUGAAAACAAAAGUUUUUCACCAUAA